Messenger RNA from Camelina sativa (false flax), 669 nucleotides. NCBI's taxonomy places the organism in Eukaryota, Viridiplantae, Streptophyta, Magnoliopsida, Brassicales, Brassicaceae. The record is from RefSeq and is a predicted model, not a curated record.
AAUUCAAUUUCCCUCUAUUGCAGGCUACUUACUGCUACAAUUGCUUGGCCUUUCCCUGCCAUUGUUCACGUUGGAAUCAUCCUUUCAACCUUAGGGGCUGCUCUCCAGAGUUUGACAGGGGCCCCACGGUUACUUGCAGCUAUAGCAAAUGAUGAUAUUCUCCCCAUCCUCAAUUAUUUUAAAGUUGCAGAUACUAGUGAACCUCACAUAGCGACGCUUUUCACAGCAUUUAUCUGCAUAGGAUGUGUUGUUAUUGGAAAUCUGGAUCUUAUCACACCAACUGUGACUAUGUUUUAUCUUUUAUGCUAUUCGGGAGUAAACCUGUCUUGUUUCCUGCUCGAUCUUCUUGAUGCUCCAAGUUGGCGUCCACGGUGGAAAUACCAUCAUUGGAGCCUUUCCUUUGUUGGAGCCUCACUCUGCAUAGUGAUCAUGUUCUUGAUUUCCUGGUCGUUCACUGUGGUUGCCAUUGCACUUGCAAGUCUUAUAUACAAAUAUGUUGGCCUUAAAGGAAAGGCCGGGGACUGGGGGGAUGGUUUCAAGAGUGCAUAUUUCCAGUUGGCCCUUCGUAGUCUCAGGUCACCCGGAGCAACAUAAAAGUAUUUGCACCAGGAGAUGUGGGCGCUAAUGCAAGGGAUAGGACAAGUCCAGAAGAUGGAGUCCAUCAGAAGG